This is a messenger RNA of Phaeodactylum tricornutum CCAP 1055/1, 1110 nucleotides long. RefSeq lists its product with no specific name. Bases 1 to 1110 code for a protein of 369 amino acids. NCBI's taxonomy places the organism in Eukaryota, Bacillariophyta, Bacillariophyceae, Surirellales, Neidiaceae. The record is from RefSeq and is a predicted model, not a curated record. The transcript is spliced from 2 exons.
AUGAAGCAGAAGGAAGAGUGUCACUGGACCACCGAUGCAGGCGAUAUGAUUUCAAGUGACCAAUGGCGUCGAUAUGGCGAGGCAAAACGUAGAGAUCUCGUCGCCAACGAUGAAGCAGAAGGAGGGACAUCCUUCCAUUUGCAUAAAAAAUGUCGUAUUCUACGAUACUUUCAACUGGCUGAACGGGUGAUGGCUCAGUUUCGGGACAUGUGUGAAGAUUCUGAAUCUGAUUUAGAAGAUACCUACGUGAUGGGACAUCGUCUCGUGGCUUUUCUAGGGAAAGCUCUGCCAAAACAUCCCGAAUUUGCCUUUCAAGCCGUCCGUCCGUUACGACUCCGGGCUCACCAGGAGUUGACAUGGAUUCAAGGUCGCAUAGAAGAGCUAGCCCUCAAAAUCGAUGAAGAAGAACUGAACAAAUUCAUUUGUGAUGAUUUCGUCCCCGAUGGUGACUCCUCGGUGUCGUCUGAAGAAACUGAUACUGCAGGACAGUGGGAAAGAUUUGGGUCGGUCUUUGACCCGUUCGAUCUAUCUUCAGACGAAAGCAUGCCACACGGUACCGACACAGAUACUUCCAGUUUUUCGCAAAGUCUAGAUGUCAACCCUCCUACUCAGGAUUUCAGACCGGAAUCUGACCGCGACAUUUUGAUUAAUGACGCUAGGCAGGAGAGUCUUUUUCUCCCUUUCGGGGAAGACGAGUCAAUAUCCAUUGGUCAGAUGUAUUCGGACAGUGACGAAGAUGGUUAUGCUGCGCCUACGUCCAAUUGUCUUAAUAAUCGGAUCCUGGAUACCAGCUUUUUGGAAACAAUUGCCCGUGAAGAUGUUCGUUAUGAAAGUGAUUCCGAGGCAACCGACAGUUGGGCGCAAGAUGGUGACAGCGGAGUCUCAGGGGCAAGCUCGGGGACUGCCGAAACGUGUGACCCCGCUCGAAUUGCUUAUCGGGAGCUCUUGAAGCGUAUCCCAAAAUCUCUUCUUCACGGAGACGCCCCUCCGCCCAUUCCGGUUAACGUUCCAACUGGAGGAGCUCCAAGAAUGAAUCUCACAACCGACUGGGGGUCGUUUGACUUUGCGUCUGUUCGUCAAGCACGACAUGUGGGGUCUGUAUCCCUGUAA